This is a messenger RNA of Moesziomyces antarcticus, 1827 nucleotides long. RefSeq lists its product as uncharacterized. Lineage: Eukaryota; Fungi; Basidiomycota; Ustilaginomycetes; Ustilaginales; Ustilaginaceae. The record is from RefSeq and is a predicted model, not a curated record. The transcript is spliced from 4 exons. Gene Ontology annotation, molecular function: oxidoreductase activity. The coding region runs from base 1 to 1827 and encodes 608 amino acids.
AUGCAAGUGCAAGGGCCGUUUGCGUUUCCCGUGCGCGCUGCUAACGGCGGCGGCGAAGGGACUACAACAGACGAGCUGCACGUUGCCGAGCAGCAGAGGGAGGCGGCCCUGCGCGCGCUCGCGGUGCGCAACCCACCACGAUGGCUCUUUGUCGCACCUGGAGCGUCGCCAGAGUCCGAAGACGAGCUCAAGCUGCUCCUGCGUGCCGACUUUGAGCGCCACCACAUCUACUGGAAUUCGAUCCGUUGGCACAACCAUUUGCUGCACCAUGCGGUGGUGAUCUAUACGCUGGGGGCGCGGCCGGAGCGGCUGACGGAGCUGUUUGCGCAGCACGCGUCGUUCGCGCGGCCGCUGAUGGCGCCGCUGGCGCAGCCCAUCACGCGGCACAACUGGACGCGCAUGCUCGGCCUCGAGUCGUCCUACUCGAGCUUCCUGCUCUUCUUCCUCGCCGAAAUUGACGUGCGAGGCGCCGUCGCCACCAUCGAGCGCUACGUGUUUGCGCAGGACGCCAACGCGCCCGGUGUCGCCAUGCUUGCGCGCCUUUUUUCAGGCAUCCUCCAUCCCAUCAUCCACCUCGGCCACGCUCUCGAGUGCGGUGGCAACGACUCGCUUGCUCAAGCAUUGGCGGAGACGGCGGUGUCGCACGCCGACAUGGAAUCCCUCUUUCCGAGCGACGAGGUGUGUGCGAUGCUCGAGCAGCGCCCGCGCUCCUCAGUGGCGGUGGAGGAGCAUCGGCGGCAGACCGAGCAGGGCGUGGUGCCCGAGUUCGACGUGCUGGCGUCUUCGCAGCUCGACGCGCGCAAGUAUGCCGGUACGAACGCGUUCGAGACGCUGGCGCACCUCGACGCCGCGCCGCACCUCGACGACUGCGGCGACAUCAAAGCGGGCGACACGGUCAUCGCCGGCGCCCACUCGCACGGCGCCGCCAUCGCCGCCAUCGCCCGCCGCUGGCGCGUCGACAUCGAUCAAGGCUGGACCGACGUCUGCCUCAAAGCGGAGGAGCUCAUCUGGCUCAUCACCGCUAUCCUUGGCACCACGUCCAGCCCCAACGAGCGGCUCAAGAUGGACUUUUUUUUCUGCCACCUGCAGACGCCGCUGUUUACGUACGCUGUGGUGCUGCCGCUGCUGACGCCGUGGAGUCGGGUGGCGUUCCUGACGAUGCACUUCCGAACGGCAUGCUGUUCGUGGGUGUCGCGCGGCAAACCUGCGCUCCGGUUCAGCGAGCUGUGCCUCUCGGGCGAGCGUGCCGAGCUGCGCGUGCCUCCGGCAUCGUUUGAGCCGGCCUCGGUCGACUACACGCGCGUUCGCCAGGGGUGGGAGCGCGAGAUCGAGGAGCACAACCUCUGGUGGAAGAUCGGCCAGCGCGCGGCGAUGCACCUCGACGAGCACGUCGCCAAGUCGCUGCGCGUGCUCAUGUGGUGCGGCGCGCGCGUAAGCAGCCGCCGCCGCGGCGUGCCGUCGCUGCUCCUCCCGAGGGCCGAGCGUAUGCCGGACCCGAGCAGACUGCCGCACUUCACGCCGCGCGGCACGCUCGAUGCGCACGUGGAGCCCGGGUCCGAGUGGGCUCCCAGGCAGAGACGCUCCAUAGCGCCGCAGAGCGUCGCCCAGAUAGACCAUACGCUCUUUCUCCGCACUGCCCUGCUCGUCCUCGAGGCGCUCCCGAUCAUCGACGCCGAUAAGGCGAGGCGCUACAAGGAUGCGUACAAGCACGACUGGUCGCUCCUCCCCACAGGCAGGCAGGCCGCCUACCGCCUGGAUGUCUGGAAACUCCUCGCUGGCAAAGAGGCUACUCCGGCAAACCCGCCCACCGACUCCAACCUCUGCUAG